AUGCCCUCAUCCACCCGGGCAGCCCUGUCCGCGACAAUGGACCUCUCACAGCUCAAUCUACCAAAUGUGCCGUCGGAAGACAGGUUCUCGGGCACCGACGGGGUCAGCAAGAACGGUUUCGAGCUUGUCAACAUGAAGGGGGAAAGCAAUGGACGCGUUGCAAGCCUGGUCGUGUACAGACAUGACAGCACGCUGAAGGGCAUGCUCACUUAUACGAGUGAGUCUGGGGAGGUGAGAAGCAGCGAAAAUGCCUUCAGCCUACAGGAUGAUGGCUCGACGCACGAGUACGUUAUCGGCUACACGCUGACCAAGGGGACGGGUGGCGAAGGAGGGGUGUUCGUGUGCGAGGACGGCAAUCUAUUGUUUGAGAAGACGCUCCAGGAGCUCAUGUUGACAGACACAGACGUGACCAAUGUUCGCGUCGGGUAGGUACUUUGCAGAGACAGAGACACAUAUAAUAAUGGUGGAUUCAUGGUUUCGUGGUGUGUCUCUGCGUGUGAAAUAUGUGUCUGUAGGUACGUCACUUGGGGAGCCAACGUGCAAGGACAACUCAGCCUUGAUCGCAUUUCGAUGUACGUGCCAUCCCUCCCUGACGUGUACGUCAACGCACAGACGGGAGCAGACACAAACGAGGGCACUCAAGACAGCCCCCUCGCAUCAAUAGUCCGAGCAGCAGAGGUGCGACUGACACAAAUGAGAAAACAGAGACGCCUGACGCCAUGUAUUGUCCCGCGUGUGUCUCAUCGAUUUCAGAUAGCACGGCAGGGCACGACCGUCCACAUUGCCAAGCGAGUGUAUCGAGGAGCAUUGAAGCUGAAAGGCAAUGGCGAACCCGGCAAGCCCAUCCGAUUUGUUGGCGAGGAAACCAGGGACACAGCCAUUGUCGGGUCGAUCCGUGCUGAGUGGGUGCAGCAUGGGCGUUGUAUGGGGCAACGUGCAAUUGUGUUGUCACACAGACAGUUGUUCGUCUCUCAUCUGUCCUUUUUGCAGUGCGCUCGAGUGGACCUCAGAUCAAGCAAGCAUCUUCAAAGCUGAUGUGACAAAGUUGAAGGACGGAGGAAAUUAUGUCGGCACGUGGAGCCUCAGUCGAGCCCCGAGGUGGCUCUGUGAGACCAAGACAGCUGGCGUCUGCAGCAAGAAGUAUCAUGUCGCUCGGAGUCCUAACUUUCGUCUGCCGGACCCUCCAGAUGAAUACAAAUACUUGCAGGCAUGCAGCCGCAUCAACGAAUACAAAGGCUCUGGUUUUGUGGGAGGGGGAGGACGUUUUGCUGUUUUGUGUCAUUCGCAGCAUUGGUACGUGGCCGACGGAGGUAGUAGGGUCCCAAGCUGCGAUCCAUCCGCUGAGGAGGGCCCUGACCGAUUUUGUGACGAGAAUACGUGGUCAUUUAACACUAUGACCGAUGUCGAUACGUUUCCCGAGAGCGGAGAUCCUCAGCCAAAGGGGAACCUCAAGACGCUACCCGAUUUGGUUGGUGCCAUCAUAAUUGCGGUACGUCAAGUGACUCCCCGCCGAACAACCAGCUGGACAGUCACUUCUGACCCUUUGUUGCCUUUGCUUGUUCGAUCAUGCAGUCUAGCGGCAGAAAUGGCUUUUGGAACAUGCAAGCAGAAGUCAAGACACACGACAAGGAAGCCGGAAAAAUCACCAUCAGUAAAACAUUUACCACCUGUCCCUCUGUCUCACAAACGGAGAGUCGCUUUUCUUGUUCUGCAGACACCCAAGAAGCAAAUUUCUACUGCAGAGACCCAACGUACGCGAAAUACAUCAAGCAAUUCGGCUCCCAAUAUCUGAUUCCGUGCGAAUAGCUUUCCGGGAUUCCGUGCAUUUGCCCACUACUAUGUUGCAAAUAAAAUGGCCUUUCUCGACAGCCCUGGCGAAGUGAGCGUACAACACGGGAAAGAAGUAGGAUUUUCAUUGUGUCUCCCUCUGUGUGCGGCACUGUGUGCUUGUAGUAUUAUUCUGACGAGAGUACAGGCCUACUGUAUGUGUGGAAGCCAGACGACGUCGAAUGGAGCGAUAUAGAGAUCGUGGGGGACGCCAGCGAUCAGAAGAUUGCCCUCGACCUGACCGACAAGAGCUUUGUCGAGCUGUCGGGACUCACCUUCUCUUUUUUCGAGGAGAUGCUAAAGGAAACCUACCCCACCAGCAGAUCCUCUGAGCACAUCAAUGUCAACAACUGCCCCUUCCACAGCGCCGUGAAUGGUGUCUGGCUGGUUCGACGGCUGGAUCGGUCGAAGCCACACAAGAAGACGCGGUUCUGGAGCUUCACUGCCAACGAAUUUUUUCGACUCCGUUCUUCACUGAGGGCAACAAAAACGAACGAGGCCGCGACCCCGUGAACGGUAAGAGAGACUCGACUCUAUGAAGGGUGUGUGUUGUUUGGUUUGUGCUGUCGUUGUGCAGGCGAAGCUAGUGUGCGCGACUUGUACUUUAGCGGCAACAGAUUUCACCACUCCAGCUUCCCCUACGAGUGAGUGCUCAAAUAAGGGCGUGAGUGCCCGUGUGUGUCAUCUUGGCAAAUGAAUGUGUGUGUGCAGGUACCCGCUGUAUAAGGUGAAUACAGACGCAUUGCGUAUGGUCACGUUUUUACAAAUGGGUUUUACAAUGCAGGUGGGGAAGCCGUCACACACCCCUGCAGCCGUCACGUUCCAUUUCGCAACGAACAUCACAUUCGUCCACAACACUAUCGAGGUCACGUCGUUCGCAACGCUGAAGAGAGACAUAAAGCUGUCUCCUGUGUCCUUUUGCCUCAUUAGUUCAUGCCUUAUUGCAGGUGGUUGGAGGGUAUGCACUUCAAUGUAGAUACGGACAACAUGGAGAAACUUCAGAUGCGUUCAAAUAUCCUGAGAUUCACCCAUCUGCUCAUGGUGACAAUCUCAUCGCGUGGAACACAUUCAACAGAGCAGCCGAAAUGAAGUCGGAUGCGGGUGGGCAGAGAGAUGGAUGGACCAUGGGGCAGGCAGCGCAGAGAUGGAUACACUUACUGCUUUGCAGGCACAGUAGCUGUUAGGUGA
Messenger RNA from Vitrella brassicaformis, 3015 nucleotides. The record is from the annotation of a GenBank genome assembly. Lineage: Eukaryota; Vitrellaceae.